UGCCCGCAGCGCUGCCCGCCGCAUUCCCCGGAUCGAUGGUGGCUGCAGCGCCUCGCCUCGUGUGCCUCGGGCGGUCGGGCUGGCGCUGGGUGCGCUGGGGUUGGUUUGGGACUGAUCAGCAGGGAAGGUGAUCGUGUUGCUGUGGUGGGAGCGGCCGCAGCCGGCGGGACAGAGCCAUGUCUGUUCGGGAGUCCUUCAACCCCGAAAGUUACGAGCUGGACAAGAGCUUCCGUCUGACCCGAUUCACUGAGCUCAAGGGCACGGGCUGCAAAGUGCCCCAGGAUGUCUUACAGAAACUGCUUGAAUCUCUACAAGAAAACCAUUUUCAGGAAGAUGAACAGUUCUUGGGGGCAGUUAUGCCCAGGUUGGGAAUUGGGAUGGACACUUGUGUUAUUCCAUUGAGACAUGGAGGUUUGUCAUUAGUCCAGACGACAGAUUAUAUUUAUCCUAUUGUGGAUGACCCUUAUAUGAUGGGACGAAUAGCGUGUGCCAAUGUCCUAAGUGACCUUUAUGCCAUGGGGGUCACAGAAUGUGACAACAUGUUGAUGCUCCUUGGAAUCAGCAAUAAAAUGACAGAUAGGGAAAGAGACAAAGUGAUGCCUCUAAUUAUCCAGGGUUUCAAAGAUGCAGCAGAAGAGGCAGGAACAUCUGUUACUGGUGGCCAAACAGUGUUAAAUCCCUGGAUUGUUUUAGGAGGAGUGGCCACGACAGUCUGUCAGCCUAAUGAAUUUAUAAUGCCAGACAAUGCAGUGCCAGGAGAUGUGCUUGUAUUAACUAAACCCUUGGGAACACAAGUGGCUGUAGCUGUCCACCAGUGGCUAGAUAUUCCUGAAAAGUGGAAUAAAAUCAAACUGGUGGUAACGCAGGAAGAUGUAGAACUGGCAUAUCAGGAGGCAAUGAUGAACAUGGCACGGCUGAACAGGACAGCUGCUGGCCUCAUGCACACGUUCAAUGCACAUGCAGCCACAGACAUCACAGGCUUUGGGAUCCUGGGCCAUGCACAGAACCUUGCCAAGCAGCAGAGGAACGAGGUGUCCUUCGUCAUCCACAACCUCCCCGUCCUGGCCAAGAUGGCUGCUGUCAGUAAGGCCUGUGGCAACAUGUUCGGCCUCAUGCACGGCACUUGUCCAGAGACUUCAGGAGGCCUCCUCAUCUGCCUACCACGAGAGCAGGCAGCGCGCUUCUGCGCCGAGAUCAAGUCCCCCAAGUACGGCGAGGGCCACCAGGCGUGGAUUAUCGGCAUUGUGGAGAAGGGCAACCGCACGGCCAGGAUCAUCGACAAACCCCGGAUCAUUGAAGUGGCACCACAGGUGGCCACUCAGAACGUGAACCCCACGCCCGGUGCCACCUCUUAAUAGAGAUGAAAUAGCUGUUUGUUUUUGAAUAGAUCUAUUCCCUUAUCAUCCUACAAUUUAAAGAACUGUAAAAAGAAAAGAAAACUUGUUGUGUCUGCACAUCUGGUGGCCUUAGGUCAGUUUAUGAGUGGAUACAAAUAAUAAAAUCCAUUGCCUUUUUUUCCUGUUACAUUAACUGAAGAUGCACCUAAUCUUGAGGCAGCUUCUGAGUUGAGAAUUAUAUUGUUAUCCAAUACUGUUGAUUCAUUUUGAAUCUUUAGACACUUAUCUCUUGCCGCAUAGGCUCUUUUUAAAGGUGCUUUCACGUAGCACAGACAUUACCAGUAGUAGUGUCGAAUAGCAGUUUGUGUCCUUUCAUUAUGUGUAUAUUUAUCGUGAAUCUAAUUUUGAUGCCUUGAGUGAUAUUCCAGAAAGGCAAUAAAUUGACAAGACACACAGUGGGUUACCCAGUAGUAAGAGGUUGCAUGAUUGCAUUCAAUCUUUGAUUAAAAAAAAAUAUUUUAUUUUAUUUUCUAAAUUUUUUGGUAAAGUUUAGUCUUACCAAGAGCAUCUACGACCCUGGACAUUGCUUGGUAGUGCACUCAGUUUAAACAGCAAGUGCUGACUUUUUGCAUGGAAAGCGCUUCAGAGUCGAAGGAGUAAUUUUGAAUUUCAUUAUUUGUAGACCUGACAAUAUUUACUGUAUUAUCAAUGAUUGUUUUCUUUAUUGAUAGUAAGGACAAAUAAAUCUUCUUUUUUUUUUUUUUGCAACGUGAUUGGAUGUGCUAUAGUGCAACAAAGGUUUUGCAGACCAAAAGGAGGUUACUGUAUAAUAUUCAUUUACAAUUCACUAUAUAAAUAACUACACAAAUAAUUUUUAAAUAUAAUCAAACUAAAAUAAACCUCUGUUCUGUGGAUGGUAGUGUUUAAUACAUUUUAUAUUUUGUAUAGUGAUUACAAGCCUUUUUUGUUUCUAUAAAAAUCAGCAGCUGUUUAGUAUAAUUCUUAGUAUUAUUUUGUUCUUUGCUCAAUACAAUUUUCUGCACGCUUUUGUGAUCUGUGUUUAAAACCAACAUUGCCAACAAUGCAGCUUGAACUUAAGCUUGUUAUUCAAAAUAAAUAUUUAAUUUUUUUUA
Melospiza melodia melodia is the source of this 2470-nucleotide messenger RNA. It is a transcript of the gene SEPHS1, whose product is annotated as selenophosphate synthetase 1. The record is from RefSeq and is a predicted model, not a curated record. The transcript is spliced from 9 exons. NCBI's taxonomy places the organism in Eukaryota, Metazoa, Chordata, Aves, Passeriformes, Passerellidae. Gene Ontology annotation, biological process: L-selenocysteine biosynthetic process. Bases 177 to 1355 code for a protein of 392 amino acids. Gene Ontology annotation, cellular component: cytoplasm. Gene Ontology annotation, molecular function: selenide, water dikinase activity; ATP binding.